UGCUUUGUGGAGUUGGUAACACUGCCUGUGGUUUCAUGUUUUGAGUAUGCACUGUAGGUUUGUGUACAGUAGCUUAGUUUUGUUUGAAUUUGUAUGAAACUCAUCCCUCUGGGAGAGCUUAAAUCUCAGUUUACACUCAUACAAAAUGUAUUCCAGCUGUCAUUUCAAAAGGACUGAAAAGCUUUUAAUUUUUUUUAUAUAUAUAUGAAAGUAAUUAUUGUACUGUAUAAGGGAGUUCAUCUGUAAUGAAUCCUGGAGGAAAUUUAUUGCUCAGCCUUUUUUUAUAUAUUUUUUGUAUUAAUAAACACGGCAGACUAUAUUAAAUGCAUAGUAUAACCAUGGGAAAAGUGUAACGGGUGUGCAAUGUGAUUUAUUAUUAAAUUUUCUUGUGUGUGUAAUUUGUUUCAUUUUUUAUACUCUAUUUAUUUUAUUGAUUGUAUUGUGUGAUUUAUUAUUUUUAAAACAUUGAUAAUGUUGUACGGCUCCUUUUAAACCUCCCGAAAACUUUUGAAUCUCCUUUUGAGAUUAGGUGUAUAAAAACACAUCAGGUCAACCAAAUGAGAGAGCUACCGGGUUUCGUAAAUUGUGAGCUGAGAGCAUGGGUCUGUGAACUGCCGUUCGAGGCAGAAGUUCUCGGGCUGACGGACCCCAAACUGUGCUACAUUCUUGAUGGAGUGCUCCUCCUCUACUCAGUAAUCAUCACGGCUCUGUACUUCAAAAACAAGUUCAGUAAGGCAAAAGACAAACCCCAAAAGGAAAGCCUGUAUGCAGACUUGGAUAGGAGCCGUGUUGAGGUAUAUGACCAAGCCAAUUCCCGGCCACGUGAUCCUGAGACAGGUGGUGUUGGAAAGAGAGGCAAAAGAAGUGAUGCUGUAUAUACAUCACUCAAAAAGGACCGUCCUGUUGAUGCAUACAGUGAAAUUGGACUGCAGAAACAAAACCAAGAGAAAAGACGCAGAGGAAAAGGAGCUGAACAAGUUUACCAGGGACUCAGUGCGGCAACCAAGGAUACUUACGAUUCUCUCCAGAUGCAGCCUCUUCCUCCACGCUAAGAAAUGCAGACAUCAUCCUUUUUUCAAUGACACCGCACCAUGCCAUGACUUGAAGGUGCAAUAUUUAAAGAAUUACCUGAGCACUUGCAUUUUUUUUUUUUAAAACCUGGUUAGCAACUGAAAUGCUUUAAGGUUUUAAAAGGUUGAUGGAUGGCUGAAUUUGGUUUUUUGGCAAACAUUUUAAAUUAAGGCACCCUUUUCUCACGAACAUCAAAAUUAGCUUCAUAUGGUUUGCUUUUAAAUUAUGGGGUUGACAGAACAUUCUGGGCAAAUGUUAUGGGUGCAUUUUAAUAUGUAAAUAAAGUAGUUAUAGAACCUUUGUUUUAUUAUGUAAUUAAUGCUUAAUCAGCUGCAGAUCAUUAGAACAAUUCAAGACGAUGGAGUGUGUGUUAAAUAAUGUUUAUUUUUGAAGUUAUAUAUAUAUAUAUAUAUAUAUAAAAGUUUUAGAAUGAAUUAGAAUAACAGGUUCGGGUGUACAGUCUAUUGCUCACUUGAAGGAUUUGUUAUUUGUUUUGUAUUAUGUGUUCUAGUGUGUCAUGUUCACAGCUAGAAGGAAACACACACUUAUGUAUGGUGCUUUUUAACGUGUGCUGUAAGAAAAGUUAGGGUUGUGUUGGUGCAACAGAAGUAUGAAAUUCAAGACUGACUAAUGCAUGCAGAGUUAGCAGUAGUAAGUUGUUUGAUAUUAGUCAGCUCAGACAUUUGAUCAAUAACUAUACCUGGAGGAGGGUUUUAGUGCUAGUACUUCAAUUGUAUCGUCAAAAGUUUCUUGUUACUAAGUGAAGAAUUAGUGUUCAAUUAUUUUUUAGUAAUGAGCAAUUAAGCAUUUCAGCAAAGUAAUCUUCAUUUCAGUUUUUCUGCUUUUAAAAAAAAAAAAAAAGCGCUUAUGAUAAGCAAUGGUUUCUUUUUAUCUGUGACUGAAUCCCGGAAUUCAAUUUAAAAGUAAUUAUAAAAUGUCUCCUUUCAUGUGUGGCCUUUAACAAUAAUAUUCUGAGAUUGGCACUAUUUUAUAUUAUUUAUAUAUAUAUAUAUAUAUAUAUAUAUAUAUAUAUAUAAUAUAUAUAUAUAUAUAUAAUUACACACACACACACAGUGCCUUGCAAAAGUAUUGAGACCCCUGACCAAUUCUCUCAUAUUACUGAAUUACAAAUGGUACAUUGAAAUUUCGUUCUGUUUGAUAUUUUAUUUUAAACUCAAAAUCAAUUAUUGUAAGGUGACACUGGUUUUAUGUUGGGAAAUAUUUAAGAAAAAUAAAAAACUGAAAUAUCUUGCUUGCAUAAGUAUUCAACCCCUGUGCUGUGGAAGCUCCCAGUUUACACCAAUGAAGAAAAUUGCCCUAACGAGGACACAAUUACCAUACCAUUGGCCUCCACCUGUGAACCAUUAAAGUUGCUGUCACAUUUUCUGGAUAAAAACCCCACUGUUGAAGGAUCAUUGGUCAGGCUGUGAAUCUGAAGGAAAAUGAAGACCAAAGAGCAUUCUACAGAAGUUAGAGAUAAAGUAAUACAAAUGCAUAGAUCAGGGAAAGGGUACAAAAUAAUAUCCAAGUGUUUGGAUAUCCCAGUGAGCACAGUUGGUUCAAUAAUCAGGAAGUGGAAGCUGCAUCACACCACCCAGGCACUGCCAAGAAAAGGCCGUCCCUCAAAACUCAGCGCUCAAACAAGGAGGAGACUUGUGAGAGAAGCCACAGAGAGACCAACAAUCACUUUGAAGGAGCUAGAGUUCAGUGGCUAGGAGAGGAGUAAUGGUGCACCAGUCAACCAUAUGAAGAGCUCUGCAUAACACUGGCCUGUAUGGGAGGGUGGCAAGAAAGAAGCCGUUACUCAAAAAGUACCAUCUGAAAGCACGUCUGGAGUUUGCCAGAAAGCAUGAGAGUGACCCAGCUGCGAUGUGGAAAAAGGUUUUGUGGUCAGAUGAGACCAAGAUAGAGCUUUUUGGCCAAAACUCAAAGCGCUAUGUGUGGCGCAAACCUAACACUGCCCAUGCCUCAAGACACACCAUCCCUACAGUGAAGUAUGGUGGUGACAGCAUCAUGCUGUGGGGAUGCUUCUCAUCAGCAGGGACUGGACAUCUUGUUAAAAUUGAAAGAAGAAUGGAUGGAGCAAAAUACAGGGAAAUACUGCAAGAGAACCUGCUUCAGUCCGCUAAAAAACUGAAGCUGGAGGAAAUUCACCUUUCAGCAGGACAAUGAUCCCCAAGCACAAGGCCAAAGCAACAUUGGAGUGGCUCAAGAACAAAAAGGUGAAUGUCCUACAGUGGCCCAGUCAAAGUCCUGAUCUCAAUCCCAUUGAGAAUCUGUGGCACGAUUUGAAAAUUGCGGUCCACAAGCGUCGUCCAACCAACCUGGAGCAAAUCUGCCAAGAAGAAUGGGCCAAAAUCACUCCGACACUGUGUGCAAAGCUGGUACAUACUUACCCCAAAAGACUUAAAGCUAUUAUUGCAGCGAAAGGUGGCUCUACCAAAUAUUAAUGUGUGGGGGUUGAAUACUUAUGCAAGCAAGAUAUUUCAGUUUUUUUAUUUUUCUUAAAAAUAUUUCCCAACAUAAAACCAAUGUCACCUUACAAUAAUUGAUUUUGAGUUUCAGUGUUUUAAAAUAAAAUAUCAAACAGAACGAAAUUGCAAUGUACCAUUUGUAAUUCAGUAAUAUGAGAGAAUUGAUCAGGGGUCUGAAUACUUUUGCAAGGCACUGUGUGUGUAUAUAUAUAUAUAUAUAUAUAUAUAUAUAUAUAUAUAAAUAAUGGGAGGGUGGCAAGAAAGAAGCCGUAUAUAUAUAUCUAAUGAUAUACUACAAAUGCUUCUGGGCCACUACACUUGCAAAAACAUAUAAAAAUAUAAAUUUAUGCUCCAUUUGAUCACACUAGUGGUUUUCAUUUUGCUCUGCAUUUGACAUCUGAGUCAGUCAUCAUUAAUGGUAAAACAAAAUCCUGUUACCAUUAACUACACUGUGAUAGUGUUGGUUGACCAGCAGAUGACAAUGAUGUAUAUAUUUUAGGUUAAAGGUGUAAGGUUACACCAACGACAAAAUAACAUUUGCAUAGUGGUACAAAAAAAAACCAGUUACCUUAAAUUUCACCAUGUCUUGGAGAAAAUAUUCAGACAGUAUAGCUGCCAAACCUAUGCUGAUGUAAAAGAAGGCAUUGCACUAUUGUAAUAGUGUCAACCGGAUGGAGCAAGUUUUAGGGGUGUAUUGGGAAUGGAAAAGAAAACUAUAGUAUAAAGCUGCAAGAUGUUAAUGCAGAAGACUGCAGCCUGAGUACCUUAAGGACUGGAGUUGCCUAUACUGGAUUUACUGGCUGCAUUAUUACAAUUGUAAACUUGCUUUCAAGCCAACAACUGGGCAGUAUACUCAUACGCUCACACACAUCAAUGCCACCUGCUUUGUACUGGCAGAGUUCAAACAUUCUUCCAAAUUCUUAAACACAAAACAAUAAGGAAACUUUCCUAAAUGUACAAGGUAAAUGGUAAAUAUAAAAUUUGCUGUAUCUAUUUUAUACACAUGAUGGAAAAGGAAAUGCUUUGUAAAAUACUUCUUUAAAACAUGUUUGUAUUUUUAACUUGUAUAAAUAUUUCUGGUGCUUUACUAUUAAAGUUUUUCUUUCCUCCCCUGAA
Messenger RNA from Acipenser ruthenus (sterlet), 4661 nucleotides. Its product is annotated as T-cell surface glycoprotein CD3 zeta chain-like. The transcript is spliced from 8 exons. Gene Ontology annotation, cellular component: membrane. Gene Ontology annotation, biological process: cell surface receptor signaling pathway. The record is from RefSeq and is a predicted model, not a curated record. The coding region runs from base 558 to 1052 and encodes 164 amino acids. Gene Ontology annotation, molecular function: transmembrane signaling receptor activity. NCBI's taxonomy places the organism in Eukaryota, Metazoa, Chordata, Actinopteri, Acipenseriformes, Acipenseridae.